Molecule: messenger RNA, 1244 nt
Organism: Quercus lobata
Lineage: Eukaryota; Viridiplantae; Streptophyta; Magnoliopsida; Fagales; Fagaceae
Product: gibberellin 3-beta-dioxygenase 1-like
Exons: 2
Coding region: 52-1113 (353 amino acids)
Source: RefSeq, a predicted model, not a curated record
UCAAUUUUGAAGUUCUAAGUUCUAACCCUUUGCUUCAAUUGAAGUGUGACCAUGAGUACUCUCUCUGAAGCCUAUGAAGACCUCCCUCUUGAUCUCCAGCAUAUCAAACCCGUAGACUUUGCUUCUCUCCGAGCUGUGCCUGACUCGCAUGUUUGGCAUGAUUCAUCAUUUGGGGCCUGCUCCGAUGAGCAUGAAAACUCGUUGGUGCCUGUGAUCGACCUCGAGGAUUCCAAUGCCACAGAGCUUAUAGGCCAAGCAUGUGAGACAUUGGGUGUGUUCCAAUUGAAGAACCAUGGGAUACCCUUGAGUCUUAUAGAGGCGGUAGAGUCCGAGGCUGCAAGGUUCUUUGCUCUGUCGGCUCGACAAAAAUUGAAGGCCCUACGGUCUCCUGGUGGGGCCACCGGAUACGGCAUAGCUCGAAUAGCGCCAUUCUUUUCCAAGUAUAUGUGGCAUGAAGGUUUUACCAUCAUGGGUUCUCCUGUUGAUCAUGUUAAGGAACUUUGGCCCCAUGACCAUGAAAGGUUUUGUGAUGUAAUGGAAGAUUAUCAGAAGAAAAUGAAGGUUUUGGCGGAGCGAUUAACCCGCCUAAUCUUCAAGUCCUUGAACAUCUCUGAUGAAGAAAUAAGCUGGCUAAGUUCAACCAGCAAUGACUCUGGAAGUACUAGUCGUGUCAGCGCAGCUUUACAGCUAAAUUCCUAUCCCCCAUGUCCAGAACCAAACCAAACCAUGGGUCUAGCCCCUCACACCGACACUUUCCUCUUGACUAUCCUCCACCAAACUCAAACAAACGGCCUCCAAAUCUUCAAAGACGGAGUCGGAUGGCUUCCAGUUCCUCCAGUUGAAGGUGCACUCGUGGUUAACAUGGGUGAUCUCUUCCAUAUCCUCACCAAUGCACGAUUUACAAACGUUCUUCAUCGUGUCGUCGUCAGUGGAACCCAGCAACGCUUGUCCACUGCCUACUUCUACGGCCCUCCUAUUGAUUUCAUUCUUUCUCCUUUCUCUAAAGUUUUGAACUCAGCUCAAGCUCCUCAUUACCGCUCUGUUGCAGUGAAAGAGUAUGUUGCUAUCAAGGCCCAGAAUCUUGAGAAAGCACUUUCGUUUAUUAGAGCUUAAGGAGAUUGAUUUUUUUCCCACCAAUAAUGAGAUUAUGGGUUCUGUUAGAUGGCAAAGUGGCUGUCUUAAGUUUGACUAGAAGUUCCCUAUUUCAAGUCCGGAUAUCAGCACUUUGAAAAAACUCCCUGGAC